AGCAAAUGUGAAAAAACCAUUAGCGGCCGCGCUUCUUCCUCUUAAACAAUCCUGCCAACUAAUAACCCUUUCAUAAAUCAAUAGUAGCAUAAAUGGGUAUUCCCUUAGCUUCUGUAUUAUUACACCAUAAUGGUAAGAUCAAAACACAGUUUCUCAAAACCCAUCAUUCUUCUACUUGCAUUUGUUGCUCUUCUUGGAAUUUCCUUGACACGUGAUUUUCGCUCGGCUUCUUCUUCUGCUUAUGUUACCCUUGCUACCACUUGGGCUCGUGACAAAUAUCGUAUUGUUUCUGCAAACGUCUCCAAUGAUUCCCCAAAGAAAUUUCAGGAUGUAGCAGGAAGUAAUAGGGAUCGAUACCCUGAGAGAGCAUUAGCAAUGACCUAUGCUGAUUUGCCUGCACCUGAAUUAAAAUGGGAACAAAUGCCAUCUGCACCUGUGCCUCGUUUGGAUGGCUAUUCUAUUCAAAUCAAGGAUUUGCUUUAUGUUUUUGCAGGAUAUAGAAAUCUUGACCAUGUGCAUUCUCAUGUUGAUGUGUACAAUUUUACAACAAAUACAUGGACAGAGAGUUUUGAAAUACCAAAAGAUAUGGCAAAUUCACAUUUAGGGGUGGCUACUGAUGGAAGAUACAUAUAUAUAGUGACAGGACAAUAUGGUCCCCAAUGCAGGGGACCUACAGCAAACACAUUUGUUCUGGAUACUGAGACCAGAAAAUGGGAAAGCUUGCCACCUUUACCCGCACCAAGGUAUGCACCGGCAACUCAGCUUUGGAAAGGCAGGCUCCAUGUGAUGGGUGGAAGCAAAGAGAAUCGUCAUACCCCUGGAAUAGAUCAUUGGAGUCUUGCAGUAGCAAAUGGAAAAGCUUUAGAGAAGCAAUGGCGCAAAGAAGUACCCAUUCCUCGAGGAGGACCGCACAGGGCUUGUGUUGUUGUUGAUGAUCGGCUUUACGUAAUUGGUGGUCAAGAGGGAGAUUUCAUGGCCAAACCUGGCUCCCCUAUCUUCAAAUGCUCACGAAGGUUCGAGGUUGUUUAUGGAGAUGUUUAUAUGCUGGAUGAAAGUAUGAAAUGGAAAGGGCUGCCCUCUAUGCCAAAACCGGAUUCGCACAUAGAAUGUUCUUGGGUUAUUGUAAAUAACUCUAUUGUUAUUGUUGGAGGCACAACAGAGAAGCAUCCUGUUACAAAAAGGAUGAUUUUAGUCGGAGAGGUGUUCCAGUUCAACCUAAACACACUGACAUGGUCUGUCAUUGGAAAGAUGCCAUAUCGAGCGAAGACGACGCUGGCGGGGUUCUGGGAUGGAUGGUUGUACUUCACCUCUGGACAGCGGGAUAGAGGACCAGAUAAUCCACAGCCCAGGAAAGUAGUAGGAGAUAUGUGGAGAACAAAAUUGAGAUUACACUGAUGUGUUACCGACUCCGCGACUGUAUCGCUUUCAAUUUUAUUGUAUGUCAUUGCUGAGUUUAUUCAUUCUUUGAAAAAAAAAUAGGCUCAUUCAUUUAUCACUAGUACUUCUCUCUUUUUCUUUUUCUCAAUUUUAUUUAAUCUCAAGGUUAGCUUCAUAUACUAGCAGUUUAAUUUAGGCGGUAGUAAUUAGCUUUUUUGGUGGCCUCUCAUCAUCUCCCAUCUCUGUUAAGAGUUUGUCAACAGUGUAAAAUUACAGUUGUUGGAAAAGACUAUAAACAAAUACAUAGUGAAGCUUCUUCAGUA
This is a messenger RNA of Lycium barbarum (goji berry), 1700 nucleotides long. Its product is annotated as kelch repeat-containing protein At3g27220-like. The record is from RefSeq and is a predicted model, not a curated record. Bases 130 to 1395 code for a protein of 421 amino acids. The transcript has 7 exons. Gene Ontology annotation, molecular function: protein binding. Lineage: Eukaryota; Viridiplantae; Streptophyta; Magnoliopsida; Solanales; Solanaceae.